Molecule: messenger RNA, 1261 nt
Organism: Caenorhabditis sp. 36 PRJEB53466
Lineage: Eukaryota; Metazoa; Nematoda; Chromadorea; Rhabditida; Rhabditidae
Source: the annotation of a GenBank genome assembly
AUGGCCAACUUUUUCACCCAACCGAUAUUGUACGAAAUUAUGAGCCAUCAACCGCUUCUCCUCCUCCUUCUCGGACUCUCCGUGUGCCACGCCGUCAUCCGUCCGGGUUACGGUAGCGGACACAAGCAUUACAGCGGCGACGACUGCUCCGAUGAGCACCACCACCAACCGCAUCCGAGCAAGAAGGCGUCCACGUCGACUGUCGCGCCGACCGAGCCGAUCACCUCCACUGCGGUCCCGUCCACUUCGACCAUCCCACCCACGACGACUUCAUUGAUUGCGUCGCCGGUUUGUCCGUCCGGAUGGACACUUUACACGAGAACUCCGUCCUCUUACAAUCUGAACACUGGAUUGUGGUGUAUGAAGGUACGCUUUGUAUAUUGUAGAAUUGCCAAGUUCGCCGAUGUGUUAGAAGUCUGGAAAUUGUUUUGUGAAAACUUGACAUCUAGUAGAUCAUUUUUGUACUUGACAACUUUUUUCUACGGUCACUUCCUGGGGUACUGUAACGCCUUGAAGUUAGGACUUGAUUAGCGACCAGACAUUCAACACCUUUCUUCAAAGCGCUACAGUAUCCCAGGGAAUGGUCAUGGAAAAAAGUGAUCAACUACAAAAUUAUAGUAGUAAACGAGAGCUUUAUUUUUGUUGUUGACAACUUUUUUCUACGGUCAUUUUCUGGGGUAAUAAGUGUUCCAUUUGCAGCUGAUCACCUCGGCGACAAGUGUCACGAUCAACUCAACGUCCGCGCUGUGCCAAGCGGAAGGUGGAGUCCUCACCGACUUUGAGACGUCCGAAGAGAAGGACGCAAUCGUGGCAGAAGCGCAGGCGUACAUUGUGACGACUCUCGGCCUGUCCUCCGGAUCCAUCGCUCUCGCCGGGGACCGUGUGCCCGAGUGCGUCUCGAUGAACGCCUCCGUGAUCGCCGCGUCGCCGUGCAACGACCAGUCGACAAUCUUCAGCCUUCCCGCCUCCGCUAGCACAAAUCCGGCGUACCUCUGGACGACCUGGGCCAUCGGGGAACCGAAUUCCAACCACUGGACUUAGUAAGAAAUCCAAGAGAACUCACUCUCUUAUCGAGCGUUUCAGUGACGUCGAAGACUGUCUCCAACUGCACGUCCAACCGUCGGUCGCCGCCCAACACGGACUCAUCAACGACUUCUACUGCUACAGAACCGUCGCGCCCAACGAUCCGAGCAACACUCUGUACAUGAACUACGGAGCACUUUGUGGACAGGCGCCGAGUUAUGAGGCUGUCGGAAAAUAA